Messenger RNA from Centropristis striata (black sea bass), 1943 nucleotides. Its product is annotated as receptor-type tyrosine-protein phosphatase C-like. The record is from RefSeq and is a predicted model, not a curated record. NCBI's taxonomy places the organism in Eukaryota, Metazoa, Chordata, Actinopteri, Perciformes, Serranidae. The transcript has 15 exons. Bases 1 to 1713 code for a protein of 570 amino acids. Gene Ontology annotation, molecular function: protein binding.
AUGGCAGGUCUCUGUGGUGUCAAGGUCCUGCUGCUCUGGGCCGGGAUCAUCGGUUCGGCCAACUGUCAAGUAACAACUGGACCAAAAGAUGUUUCAACCCUCUCAGACAGCACUCAAACCCAGACUUCUCCUCCAAUCACCACAUCCAACACCACAGUGAUUCCCACCACCGAAGGCCCACAAGCCCCUCCACCUCCACAGUGUUCUUACACUGUCACACCGAUCAAGUUUGGCUUCCAGAUUGAGAUGAAGAAGAAUUCAACCCCUGGCAACUACACCAUAAACAUCAGUGAAGUAGGACAACAAGGAGCUCGAACAACCUCCAUUGUUCAGUUGAACAAAAAGUUAACACAUGAAAUCAAACACCUGAAGCCCUGUACUAAAUAUGAGCAUGCCGUGAAAUUGAUUGAUGGUGCUGGCACAGUAACACCCUGUUACAGCACUGACAAUAAAACUACAACAACUGUAAUGGAGAAAGGUGACAUUACUGAUGGCAGCUGUAUGCCUGGAUACGUUUGUUACCGCAGUGACUGGGACAUCAGCUCUUCUCUGUCAAAGCCAAAUAAUCUCUCACCGUGCAAAAGUGACAAAACACAGUUCUGUAUCAAACCUGGUCACAAUGACACCUGCACAGAUUUGACUACAACCUUCACCUCAGGACACUGUAAUAAUUCCUUCAGCCUCACCAAAGAGAUCUCUGUUGAUUUCUUAAAUGCAAGUGAAAUACGUCAGAUUCCUCCAAAAGGAAUUCCUGCAAAAAUAAAUGCAACAUUUCCUCGAAACUGCAACAAUCUGACCGCUGAUUACACCUGUCAGGAAAAAGGCACAUUCAAUGACACCAAGCCAGAGUCUGAGCUGGAGCCCUUCACAGAGUACUCCUGUACUGGUCAGAUCAAGAACAACAAUGUCUCCAUCAAUAAGAACACCAAGGAUAUCAAAUUCACGAUAGACUGUGAUAUUACAAUCAAUGUCAGACAUAAGGGUGCCACCAGUGACUCCAUUAAUCUGACAUGGACCACGACCAGUCAGAACUGUAAAUACCUUCCAAGUGACCCGAAGCUUUCUUAUGUCUGCAGUUGUGUCCCCACCUCCAAAUCCAAACCCAUCACUCAUGGUGCAGUUAACACAUGUGACGUUACGGGACUGGAAGCAUUUAAAGACCACACCUGUAAAGUCCAACCCAAAUACAACGACAGGAUCGUGUCCAAACCAAAGGAAGUUGAACAGAAGACUGCGCCUGGAGUACCAGACGAUAUUUCUUCUGUGUCUGUGAUGAAUCCAGAGCACAAUGUGAUUAGAGUUACCUGUACUCAUUCAGGACGUUUUAAUGGACCUAAGAAGUUAUAUGUUGCAAAACUUUUUCAUGAUCGUGUUUUGCAAAAGGAACUGACAAACUCAAAAUGCAAUUUUGAAUUCAAAGAUCUAAGUUACUCUACAGAAUAUGACCUGGAGGUGACUGCUGAUAAUGGACAUCAUAUCAGCAAAAAUCCAAAGAGAGAACUCGUUUCCACUUCCUACAAUGACAAAGCUUUUAUUAUUCGUCUGGUCAUCUUCCUGGUCUUCACCAUCAUCACAUGUGUUGCUGUGGGUGUAGCAGUCUACAAGAUCUUCAUUUGGAGGCGCAGAAAGUCCAGAAAUGGUGGCAAUGAAGAUAUAAUGCUUGAGACAACAGCCAUUUAUGCGAAUAUACCUGGACCUGAAAGACAGCAUUAAACACAUGCUGAUGAAGAAAGGCCUGAUGGAGCUGCCAACCAAAUCAUCAUUUACUCCUCUGACUUUGCUCUGAAUAUAGUAAGCUUCUUAAUGUGCUCACAUUGGCAUUGGUCUAACAGUAAUCAAACUGUCUUUGCCUGUUGAUUGUGCAGCAGGGUUAUAAUAGUUUUGGAUUUUUCAUUAGUAUUAGUUUUAAUUUCGUUGUGGAUUUUUGUUUUCAAAUUCAGUUA